Trametes versicolor FP-101664 SS1 is the source of this 1509-nucleotide messenger RNA. RefSeq lists its product as uncharacterized. NCBI's taxonomy places the organism in Eukaryota, Fungi, Basidiomycota, Agaricomycetes, Polyporales, Polyporaceae. The coding region runs from base 1 to 1509 and encodes 502 amino acids. The transcript is spliced from 2 exons. The record is from RefSeq and is a predicted model, not a curated record.
AUGCCUGUUCAUCGCGCCCUGCUCACUGAAGACGUCCUGGAUGAGAUCUUCAGUCUCAACUUCACGGACCGCUUGACGUUGGCGAGUUUAGCACGCGUCUGCACGGUGUUUCACGAGCCCGCCAUUCGCUCGUUGUGGCGACUACUGCCCAAAUUGUCUGCCAUAAUCAGUCUAAUCCCAUCCUGCCAUGUCCAAUCCUUGGCGGAUGUAGGACCGCAGAACGAGGUCAUGGAACUCUCGGAUGCCUCGUUGCGCGAAUGGAGCCGGCUGCGCAAAUACGCUCGCUACGUUCGGCACCUUUCUAUCCUGGAUUAUUACGAGGAGCGGCAAUAUAUCAGCUUGACCAAUUGGUCGAUGAUACGGCGACUGGCUGGCGGCGAACCUGUGCUCCCCGCUGUUCGUGGAAUAUUCUGGCAGACAUGUAACUUGAUAUCCGCGGAGGGUCUGGUCGCCUUUCUGUCCCCCUCUAUCGUCCAGCUGUACAUCCACUGCGCACAUGAGGACCUGACGGCAGAGAACGAGGUGGAAUGGGCGGCACGCAUCAAGUUAUGGAUCCACGCGGUGACCCAACUCGCGCCGAGUCGCUGCGAUCUUGUGCGACUCUCGUUUACCGUCUGCGACAUUCCCCCCUCAUUGGUGGCCAUCCCCCUCUCUCUUGUCGCGCCAAAUCUCCCCCGAACGUUGAAGCAAAUCGUACUGGGCACAGACAUGAGUCUGAUCGACUGCCCCAGUUUGAAAGCCUUAGCGGGCAUGCCGAAUGUGGGGACCCUCGAGCUGGACGAGGCUCAUAAGGCCUCCUGGGGAGAGCCUGCUAACCUUCCCAGUCGCGAUGGGCUCCCCGCGGUCGUCGACUUUCCCCAUCUGGAAUCCCUCGUCAUUCACGAAUGCCGCAUCGAAAACUCCCUGAGCAGAGUGAUUACUUCUGGCAGCCUUCGAUACCUACGCAUAGACGAAGUGGAGUACCGCGACAGCGCAACGCUCCGCCAUAGCUGCGCUGCCCUCGCGGCUGUCUUCCCGUCACUGAACUGGCUCAGCAUAUCAUUGCCGAGAUCGGGCCCACAGGAGUCGCCGCCCACGAUCCUGGAUCUUCUCGGCCCAUUUUUCCGCCACCGCAUGGAGGAUGUGCGCGUAGGCACUCUGCGGACACCUUACACCACGGACGACGACGAUAUCAUCGCCCUCUCUCGAGCGUGGCCGACGCUGGCCCGGCUGGAUAUCGUGGCGUCGAGAGGCGUGGCGCUUCCGGAAUGCAACAUCGGCCUGCGCGGGCUCCAGUCUCUCGCGGCACAAUGCCCGAGCCUGACGAGACUCCGUGUCGAACGGGUCGUGGUCCGCCCGGAGGACGUCGCGCAGCUGCCGCUGGAUCCUCCCAGCCAUGGUCUGCGCUCCCUGCGCGUAAAUGAGGGGGUGACGCCCGACACCUAUCGACUCAUAACCGACAAGAUAUACCCGAACUGUAAGCAUACGUUGUACUGGGACGUCAUUGAAGAAGACACGGUACCGCUGUAA